Epinephelus lanceolatus (giant grouper) is the source of this 2444-nucleotide messenger RNA. It is a transcript of the gene anxa11a, whose product is annotated as annexin A11a. The record is from RefSeq and is a predicted model, not a curated record. Gene Ontology annotation, molecular function: calcium ion binding; calcium-dependent phospholipid binding; phosphatidylserine binding. Gene Ontology annotation, cellular component: nucleus; cytoplasm; plasma membrane. Lineage: Eukaryota; Metazoa; Chordata; Actinopteri; Perciformes; Serranidae. Gene Ontology annotation, biological process: cytokinetic process; phagocytosis.
ACAUGGAAACUAUGAGUCCCACCCACAGCAGCUUAAGUACAGUCAAGGCUGCUGCGGCUGGUCAAACAAAUACGUCCUCCAGGAAGAGACUCCAAGCAGACUAAACCAUGAGCUACCCUGGAUACCCCCCUCAGGCAGGCGGAUACCCACCACAGCCUGGGGCUUACCCUCCACAACCUGGUGCCUACCCACCUCAGCCUGGAGCUUACCCUCCCCAAGCUGGAGGCUACCCUCCACAGGCAGGAGGCUAUCCUCCUCAACCUGGUGGCUAUCCCCCUCAACCUGGUGGCUAUCCCCCACAGGCAGGAGGCUAUCCUCCACAGGCAGGGGGCUAUCCACCACAGGCCGGUGGCUACCCACAGGCACCACCACAAGGCAGCUGGGGAGGCGGCCCUGUUGGUGGAUAUCCCUCCAUCGGUCUUGACAAUCUAUCCAACCCUGGAUACAAUGCCAUGGCAAACCAGAUCCCUGCAGGCAUGGGGGGUUUUACUCAAAACCCGUCCAUGUUCGCCCAAGCCCCCGGGGGGUACCCACCUGCCACUCAGCCUAGCGGGUAUGGUGCCCCCAUCCCUAACCAACAGUCAUAUGGCCUGUACCCACAGCCAGGAGGGAGCAUGCCAGCCCCCCAAGGCCCAGGGAUGGGCUACCCUGGUCAGCCCGGCCAGCCAAUGCCCGGGUACCCCCGUGCACCUUCACCCAACCCACCCAUGCCUGGUUAUGGAGGAGCACAAGCACCUAUGCCAAAUUACCCUAAGGUCCCUUCUCCAAAUCCGUCCAUGCCAGCGUAUGGAGGAGGAGGAGCCAUGCCGAUAGCUCCACCUGUCAAUAGAGGAUUCAGGGGAACAAUCAAGGACUUUCCUGGAGCUGACCCACUUAAAGAUGUGGAGGUCCUGAGGAAGGCUAUGAAGGGCUUUGGAACUGACGAGCAAGCCAUCAUCGACUUACUGGGUAGUCGCUCCAACAAGCAGCGUGUGCCUCUGCCCCGAGCCUACAAAACUUCCUAUGGAAAGGAUCUGAUUAAGGACUUGCAUUCAGAGCUGUCCGGAGACUUCAGGAAGCUGGUCAUGGCCAUGUUGAAGGCCCCAGCUGAGUUUGAUGCCAGCGAGCUCCACAAUGCCAUAAAGGGAGCUGGAACCGAUGAAGCCUGUCUGAUAGAGAUCCUGUCUUCUCGCUCCAACAGUGAAAUCAAGGAGAUAAACCGUAUCUACAAACAAGAAUACAAGAAGUCACUGGAGGAUGCCAUUAGUGGGGAUACUUCAGGCCACUUCCGCAGGCUCCUGAUCUCUCUUGCCCAGGGUAAUCGUGAUGAACGAGAGCAUGUUGACAUCUCUCUGGCUAAACAAGAUGCUCAGGCCCUGUAUGCUGCUGGGGAAAACAAGCUGGGAACAGAUGAGUCCAAGUUUAAUGCUAUUUUGUGUGCCAGGAGCAAACCCCACCUCAGAGCAGUGUUUCUUCAGUACCAGCAGAUGUGUGGCCGGGAUAUUGAGAAGAGCAUCGGCAGGGAGAUGUCCGGAGACCUUGAGAGUGGCAUGUUGGCAGUGGUGAAGUGCAUUAAGAACACACCUGCCUACUUUGCUGAGAGACUUUACAAGGCCAUGAAGGGUGCUGGGACCAAAGACACAACCCUGAUCCGGAUCAUGGUCUCCCGUUCCGAGGUGGACAUGCUGGAUAUCCGCCAGGAGUAUGUUAAAAACUACGGCAAGUCGCUGUACACGCACAUCUCUGGAGACACAUCAGGAGACUACAAGAAGCUCCUAUUGAAGCUCUGCGGGGGCAGCGACUGAAAAGGACACAGUGACUACUACAGUAUAGAUUAUAUUCUAUAAAUAUCAGUUUUCGGCCAUAUCUAUAUGCACUAUACACAAACCGCAAACCUGCAUGCCAUGCCAGUACUAUCAAUGCAAUGUUUACCUAGUUUUAAAAACUGCAUAUAUAUCUUCAUGCUGUGUCUUUUCCUUUUACAAUAUGCAGAAAAAGGUUUUAUAUUUUUUUCACUUGUGAUAUCUCUGUUGGAUAUUUGAGUUGAACACACAUGGCCAUACGAUAGAUAUGAAAGAGAUUACAUUUGACUUUUUAGAGCUAUAUAUUUUUAAGAUAUUUUAUAUCAAUUUUGCCAAUGUGGUCAGAUAUCUUAGUUAUCUGGCACGUGUACCAGCUAAUUCUGUAUCGUUCAGCAAUGCUGAAUGAAGUAUGAGACGUGGAAUACAUAGCAGCUAAGUACCAAAGUUGUCUGUUAAUGUUUGCGAUUGUAUAAUCUCUCCUAUAUUUUGUCUACGCUAUCUUUUUUUGUUUAUCGUAGUUGUGCUGUAUGUGCAUCACAUGCUUUAAUUUGUGCAUUGUGUAUCCGUUAUUGUAGCAUGUAAAAGUCAAACAUCACAUUUCAUAAAUUGUGGGUUGAUUUUAUCCUCAUGAGUAAGAGAAAAUAAAUAAUGAGAACACGUGCA